AAAAUUCCAAAUUCCUAUAUUUAUUAUUGUUCAUAUUUGAUAAUUAUGUUGAUUAUGAUUUUGUUCAUUUAGUCAGCAAAUUUUGAUGAAAAAAAAUGGUUUAUAGUAAAGAACAUAAAAUAGUCUUGCAAAGUAUUAUGCAUGAAGGUGCUUUACUAGAAAAUCGUGUAAAAGAAUUAAUUUCAAAAUUAUUUGGUCACGAGAAUACAGCACAAGUAUUAAAUGAAAUAAAUGCGAAAUUACAACCAUUAUACAUGAUCGUAAAAUGUAUAAAUUGCGAAGUUACCGGUCACUCGUAUUGGGUUUGGGCAAGUACAGUGCAAGAUAAAACCGCCAGAUUUCAUCCUGAAUUCUCGCAAGCUGAAUUAGCUCUGUUGCGUAAUGUAUAUUCUGAAAUUGUUACUUCAAACAAUGGUCAUGUAUCAAGUACAUGGUGUCUUAAUUUAUGUUCGACAUUAAAUGUAAAACUAACUAAAGCUAGUGCCGAAGAAUUCCUAUACGAGAUGGUUAAUAAGAAAUGGUUAGCAUGCAAGAGUGGUAAAUAUUAUAUGGGAGUAAGAAGCAUAGUUGAAUUACUACAAUAUUUGAAAGACACAUAUCAAGAUAAUCUUCAUAUUUGUACUUUAUGCAAAGAAGUGCUUUUUUAUGGUGAGAAAUGUGAGCAAUGUAAUACUACAACACACAUUCAUUGUUUGAAGAAUUAUGCCAUGACCCGUGGUGGUUUGGAAUGUCCUAAUUGUCAUUAUCCUAUAUCACAACAUGAUCAUUCUAGUAAUGAUAACAAUUCUGCAAUGGAUAUUGACGAGAUAGAUGUUGAAACCGAUGAAGUAACACAACCUAGCUUAAGAAGAUCAAAAAGAAAACAUAAAGAUUGAUAAGAAAGAUACUUUUUAAUUCAUUACAAUAAACACUUUA
This is a messenger RNA of Cataglyphis hispanica, 915 nucleotides long. RefSeq names its product non-structural maintenance of chromosomes element 1 homolog (gene Nse1). Gene Ontology annotation, molecular function: ubiquitin-protein transferase activity. Gene Ontology annotation, cellular component: nucleus; Smc5-Smc6 complex. NCBI's taxonomy places the organism in Eukaryota, Metazoa, Arthropoda, Insecta, Hymenoptera, Formicidae. The record is from RefSeq and is a predicted model, not a curated record. The coding region runs from base 96 to 875 and encodes 259 amino acids. The transcript has 6 exons. Gene Ontology annotation, biological process: DNA damage tolerance; double-strand break repair via homologous recombination.